Molecule: messenger RNA, 2351 nt
Organism: Physeter macrocephalus (sperm whale)
Lineage: Eukaryota; Metazoa; Chordata; Mammalia; Artiodactyla; Physeteridae
Gene: PLBD2
Product: phospholipase B domain containing 2
Exons: 13
Coding region: 1-1617 (538 amino acids)
Biological process (GO): phospholipid catabolic process
Cellular component (GO): extracellular region
Molecular function (GO): glycerophospholipase activity
Source: RefSeq, a predicted model, not a curated record
AUGAUGGGCAGAGCUGUGCCUGUCCUGGAGCUCUUUGGUGACUUUUUAGCCAAAUUCCUACAGGUGCAUGCCGAGCUGAGGGCCUGUUUCACGCUCGCCCCCUCGCUGACCAAGUGUCCCCUCUCCUCCCCCUGCAGGUGGGCCUUUCUGGAGCUGCACACGAACGGCCACUACAACGAUAGCCUGCAGGCCUACGCAGCGGGCGUGGUGGAGGCCGCCGUGUCUGAGGAGCUCAUCUAUAUGCACUGGAUGAACACGGUGGUGAAUUACUGCGGCCCCUUCGAGUACGAAGUCAGUUACUGCGAGAGGCUCAAGAAAUUCCUGGAGGCCAACCUGGAGUGGGUGCAGAAGGAGAUGGAGUUGAACAAUGGCUCUGCUUACUGGCACCAGGUGCGGCUGACCCUCCUGCAGCUGAAAGGCCUAGAGGACAGCUAUGAAGGCAGUGUGACCUUUCCAACUGGGAAGUUCACCAUCAAACCCUUGGGGUUCCUCCUGUUGCAGAUCUCUGGGGACCUCGAAGACUUAGAGCUGGCCCUGAAUAAGACCAAGACCAAGCAUGCUAUGGGCUCUGGCUCCUGCUCUGCCCUCAUCAAGCUGCUGCCUGGCCAGAGUGACCUCCUGGUCGCCCACAACACCUGGAACUCCUACCAGUACAUGCUGCGCAUCAUGAAAAAGUACUGGUUCCAGUUCAGAGAAGGGCCCCAAGAGCAAUCUACCCGCGCUCCCGGCAACAGGGUGAUCUUCUCAUCCUACCCUGGUACCAUUUUCUCCUGUGAUGACUUCUACAUCCUGGGCAGCGGGCUGGUGACCCUGGAGACCACCAUCGGCAACCGGAACUCGGCCCUGUGGAAGUACGUGCAGCCCGAGGGCUGUGUGCUGGAGUGGAUGCGAAAUGUUGUGGCCAAUCGCCUGGCCCUGGACGGGGACUCCUGGGCUGAUAUCUUCAGGAGGUUCAACAGUGGCACGUACAACAACCAGUGGAUGAUCGUGGACUACAAGGCAUUUGUCCCCGGCGGGCCCAGCCCUGGGAGAAGGGUGCUUACCAUCCUGGAGCAGAUCCCGGGCAUGGUGGUCGUGGCCGACAGGACGUCGGAACUCUACCAGAAGACCUACUGGGCCAGCUACAAUAUCCCGUCCUUUGAGCCUGUGUUCAACGCCAGUGGGCUUCCGGCCCUGGUGGCCCACUUUGGGGACUGGUUCUCCUACGACGGCAGCCCCCGGGCCCAGAUCUUCCGGCGGAACCAGUCGCUGGUACACGACCUGAACUCCAUGAUCCGGCUUAUGAGGUACAACGACUUCCUGCAUGACCCCCUGUCAUUGUGCAAAGCUUGCAACCCCAAGCCCAACGGGGAGAAUGCCGUCUCGGCCCGCUCCGACCUCAACCCAGCCAAUGGCUCCUACCCCUUCCAGGCCCUGCACCAGCGCUCCCAUGGGGGCAUCGACGUGAAGGUGACCAGCACGGCACUGGCCAAGGCCUUGCGUCUCCUGGCGGCCAGCGGCCCCACGUGGGACCAGCUGCCCCCGUUCCAGUGGAGCACCUCGCCCUUCAGCAGCCUGCUGCACAUGGGCCAGCCCGACCUCUGGAAGUUCUCACCCAUCGAGGUCUGGUGGGACUGAGGCUCCAUCUCUGCUCUGCUGCCUUCUGCCCCUGCUGACCCCAGCGGGGCCACCCGACUGGCUGCCACCCCGCCCUCCUGCCUGUCGCCCCGCCCCGGUCCCCCGUGUGAGCAUUGCCCGCCCCCGCUAUGCCCAGGUUGGGGACCUGGGUCGGCCAGGUUCACUCUCGUCUGGGUGGCCUCCUGGGUGGGGAACGGAACCCGAAGGGACCCAGGACUGACGCUGCCCCCCCCAAGUGGGUGAUGCCGUCCCCGUCUCUCUCUCUCCCUGCUUUUCUCUCUCUUCCAGCCUUGGGCCCCCUCCUCAUGCCGUCCCUUCCUGAGGGCGGGAGCCGGGGCCUGGGGCCAGGGUCCGGGGCCGCUAGUGGGGCCGGCAGGAGAGGCCUGUUCCAGUGCCUGCUUUCCAGUGCUGUUCCUGCCGGCGGCUCUGGAGCUUCAGCCCCCGACCCCAGCCCCACUCUGCUCCGUCGGGAAGUAGCUCCCCUGUUUCUCCUCCUGGACAGCCUCCUUGAGGACAGAAACUUGAAACCAAACAAGAACCAAAGUUUCUGGCCACUUGUGGCUGGAAGGGCCCUUCUCUCUCCGGGGGCAGGCAGGGGUGUCAGCCCUCUGCUCCAGCCUCGGCCCGUGCCCCCCCAAACCCAGGCCUGCCCCUGGCCUCAGGGCACUGCCCACAGGUCCCCUGCUACAGGAACCAAAUCGCAGGCUGUGCCGCCAUUAAAAAGAGAGGCCGUG